GGUAGGAAGCUUGCUUGAUCCCAGGAGUUGGGGCUACAGUGAGUCAUGAUCAUGCCACUGCACUUCAGCCUGGGCAACAGAACAAGACCCUGUCUCUAAACAAAAGCAAAAACACAGCUGAUCAAGACCUCCCUAAGUUAAACUGCAAUUUUAAAAUGCCGCAUCAGCAUUUCUUUAUAGAAAAGGAAAAGGGGAGCACAGCUGCAGGAAAAUGUAUGGUAGUUGGUAGAUGACUGAUGGUUUCUGCGUCCUCUAUAAAGCAGACAGUGAGGUCUCAUGCUGAGUAUGAGGAGAAAAGGGUGGAGGUAGGGGGUCUGAAAAGUGUGCAGAAGGUUUGAAAGCCCUGGGGGAAUAGAGACAGUAUGUUGUCCAGAGAAAUGGGCUUGGGUAUGGUGUGGAUGUUGAGCAAAUACUUGGAGAAUGAAGUUGGGAAUGAAUGAGAGCUUCCCAGGUGGGCCAGUCUAAGCAGACCACCUCAAGAGAAGACAAUGGGAUUUGGAGCAGGUCAGAGGAGAAAAGCUCAUGUGAAGAGCCUACUCCUCAGGAGGUGGAGUAUCCCUGGAAGGUGGUGUCUCUGAAGAAUCUGGGCUUGACUCCUGCAGCCCCUCAUGCAUUUCCUAUAAAACUCUUCAGAAGUGAACACCAUUCUCCCCAAAACCCUCACUGCCUGUCAGCAGAUGACCUUACCUACUCUUCACAGAAAAGAGGCGGCCAGAUAGGACCUCCACAUGCCUCCCCUCUCACUUCUAACUCAUCUGUGAAGACCCACCUCUUUGUCUGUCUCCUUCUCACUCAGGGCAAAGCUCCCACCAGGGUUCUCUAUCCUCUCCCUUCCAUUGCCUGGGACCUCGAGCCACCAGUCACCUCUUUCUUUUUUUUUUUUUUUUUUUUGAGACGGAGUCUUGCUCUGUUGCCCAGGCUGGAGUGCAAUGGCCUGAUCUCGGCUCACUGCAACCUCCGCCUCCUGGGUUCAAGCGAUUCUCCUGCCUCAGCAUCCCAAGUAGCUGCGACUACAGGCGCACACCGCCACGCCUGGUUAAUUUUUUUUUGUAUUUUAGUAGAGAUGGGGUUUCACCGUGUUGCCCAGGCUGGUCUUGAACUCCUGAGCUCAGGCAAUCCACCCAUCUUGGCCUCCCAAAGUGUUAGGAUUACAGGUGUGAGCCACUGCGCCCGGCCCAGUCACCUGUUUCUUCAGGAUUUUUAAUCUCUCUCUUCUUUGGCAUCUCCUUUCAGCAAGCAAGUUUCCUCAACUUAAAGCAUUAAAACAAUUUACCUCUUGUCCUAUCAUCCACCCAAGUGAUGCUCUAACUUUCUUCCCCUAACAAUAGACUUUUAAAACAAUAGUCUACAUUUGCUGUGUCCAGUUUCUCAAUGUCAUGCCCUCCUUAGCCACUUAUCCGACUUCUGCCCCUGCCAUUGUAUUUGAAACGGAAAUUGCCCUAUUCCCAUUCCUUCCUAAUUUUCAAAUGCAUUGCUCUUUGUAGCCCUAAGUAUUUGAUUACCCCUUCUUCUCAUAGCAGGAGUUUAUCUCCCUGGUUCUUUCUUGGUUCUUUCUUCAUCCCUGAUAAACUUCUCUGUGUCCAUCCCUUAAAUAUAAGUGAGGCCAGAAUUCUAUUUCUUUCUUGUUCCUCUCACCUCCUUUGGCAAGCUUACCUUCUCCCAGGGUGCCAAGUCCUGUUCAUGCGCUGAUUGACUCUCAAAUCCCCAGCUCCUCCCUCUGCCUCUCUCUUGAGCCCAGACCUGAUCUUCCAACUGCUUUCUAGAUGUUUCCAUGUAACUAUCCACUGUCCCAAACACCUCAUGUUUAGGAUGGCCCAAAAUGAGGUUCUUAUUGCCCCAGACUUCUAUACGUAAGUCUCAGUUACCGAUUGUUGGGUAACAACUCACCCCAAAACUUACUGCUUACUGGCUUAACACAGCAAUAAUUUCUCACAAUUCUGUGGGUUCAACUGGGACUGGAGCCUCCAAGAUGGCUUCACUCACACAUCUGGGGCCUUGGUGCUGGCUGUGGGCUGGGGCACCUGGCUUUUUCUCCCCAUGUGCACGCGCUUGCGCUGUCUCUCGCUUGGCUGUCGCGCGCGCUCUCUCUCUUUCUCUCUCUCUCUUUGAGCUCUUGUUAUUCAUUAGUGGAGUCCAAGCUUCUUUUCACAGUGGCUGGCUUCCAAGGGGGCAAAAGCAGAUGCCACCUGGCCUCCUGUGGCUUUGGCUGGAAUUGGUACAGUGACACUUCUGUUGCAUUCAUAUGAUCAGAGUAUAACACAAAGGCAGCCCAGAUUCACGGGAAGGAGAAGCGGACUGCUUUUUUUUGAUGGAUGGAGCAAGAGUCACUUAGAGGGAUGGAAAGAACUGUUGGCAGCCAUCUUUGUGCAGAUAAUCUACCAUGCUCUAUAUAAAUAGUUUUUUUUAACUCUUUUUUUUUUUUGAGAUGGAGUCUCCCUCUGUCACCCAGGCUGGAGUGCAAUGGAGCGAUUCAGCUCACUGCAAGCUCCGCCUCCCAGGUUCACCCCAUUCUCCUGCCUCAGCCUCCUGAGUAGCUGGGACUAUAGGCGCCUGCCACAACGCCCCGGCUAAUUUUUUGUAUUUUUAGUAGACACGGGGUUUCACCCUGUUAGCUAGGAUGGUCUCGAUCUCCUGACUUCGUGAUCCACCCACCUCGGCCUCCCAAAGUGCUGGGUUUACAGGUUCUGGCCACCAUGCCCGGCUAAUUUUUGUAUUUUUAGUAGAAAUGGGGUUUUGCCGUGUUGGCCAGGCAGGUCUCGAACUCCUGGCCUCAAGUGAUCUGCCCGCCUCGGCCUCCCAAAGUGCUGGGAUUACAGGCAUGAACCACCGCGUCCAGCCUGUUAACUCUUAUGUGGCAUUUGCUAUGUGCCAGGAAAUGGCUAUUUACAUGUUUUACCUCAUUGAAUCUUCACAGCAUCCCUGUGAUGUAAAUACUAUUAUUAUUCUCAUUUAACAGAUGAAGAACUGAAGUGAAGCUGACUUCCCCAGGCCUGAGAGCUAGCUAACUCGUAGAGCUAACAUUUGUACUUGAUCUUAGCCAAAAGGCCAAGAAGCAACUAGAGCUAAGAUUUGAAUGGAGGCAGUCUGGCUCCUGAGUUCAAGCUUCUGACACUGCCUGUGUAAUCAUGAGACUGCAUCUGACCAUGCUCACGACACCAAAUCCAUAGUCUUCCAAACGGGGGAUCAGAGUCAACCACGGCACCUCAUUCUCUCUCACUGGUCCACCCAGUUGACAAAUACUGUUAAUUCUCUCUGAUCUCUCUCUGUCUCUCUGGUCUGGCUCCCUCUCUUCAGGUUUGGCUCCUUCCUCAUCUUCUCCUCCCUGGGCUGUUGUUACAGUUUCCCAUCUGGUCUCGUUACCCUUGGGCUUCCCUGAAUCCCCCAGUUCUCUAUACUGCAGCCAGUUAUUGCCCUAAAAUGCAAGCCGAUUGUGUCACUUAAAACCUCUGCUGGCUCUCUAUUGUCUCAUACAGUUCAGACUCCUUAGUGUGAAUGCUGGGCCUCUUCCAUCUGGCCCGCGGUGUACCUCACCAGCCUCAUGUCCCACCAGCGCCCUACUCCAGCCACACCAAGGUCUGCUGUCACCCAGCAUACUGUGUCUGUUCACUUCCAUGUAUUCGUGCUGCACUUUUUAAGGCACUUUGCCAGAUGGUGCAGGUGUGUUGGUGAACACACAGACGGAGCUCCCUCAGAGCUCAGAAGCUAAGUAAGAGAUACAGAUAAUUACAAUGUGGUGUGAUUUACACUACAGUGGAAAUCUUGAGUGCUGAAAUUAUACAGAGUAACCUAUCUCAGACCAGGAGAAUCAGGAGUAAAUUUUGGGAAAUAUAAGCUGGGUUCUUAUGAUGGAGUGGGGUCCAAAAAAAAAAAGAAAAAAGAAUUGAGUGGCAUCUAUCCAGGUGAAGGGUGAAAGCAGAGUCACGUGUUCAUUCUUUCUUUCUGCAGGUAUUUAUGGAGUACCCACUAUGUUCUAGGCACUUUUCUAGGUGUUGGGACUACAGCAGUGAACGAGAGAGACCAAAAAGUCUCUGCCUUAUGGCCAGGAAGCUAGGAGAGCUCCAGUGCUUCCAGCAACAGACAGGUCAUGUGCAACAAACCUGGACAUGAGACAGAGACGUGUCAGGCUAAAGCAAUGUUCUCAACCCUGGCUGCACAUUGAUGUCUCAUGGAGGCUUUACAGCAUCCUAAUGCCCCUUGAGUAAAUCUGAGUCUCUGGGAGUGGGGCCUUGGCAUCAGUAUUUCUUAAAGCUCCCCAGGUGGUUCUCAUGGGCAACCAGGGUUAUAAGCCACUGUGUCAGGAACUGAAGCACUUCAAAGCUGGAAGUGGAGAUCAGAGCUGAGGUUAGAGAGGUGAGCAGGGGCCAGCCCACCAAGGGCUUUGUAAAUCCUGUUAGGAAGUUUCAGCUUAAUCUUGAAGGCACUGGAGCUGCCAAAGGGCUUAAGCAGGAUGUUGAGAGCAUCACAUUAUUGUUCCUUUUUUUCCCCCUUUAACAAAGAAUCAGUCUGGAUGCUCUGUGUGAAGUGGAUUUACAUGGACAAAAAUAAACAGAUGUUAGUUUGGAGGCCGUUGCAGGAGCCAAAGAGAAAUGGCAUUGGGCUGCAGUGAUGGGAGUAAGGAUAGAGGAAAGAAGGGGGAGUGUCUGAGAGAUUUGGAAGGAGACUAGACAGGACUCAGUGAUUAACUGGAAGCAAGAGUUGUAGAAGGUUCCAGUCUGUGGAACUGGGUCUGUGGUGAUCUUGGUGCCUGACAGAGUGAACCUGGAGGAGAAGGUUUGGAGAGAGUUGGUAGGUCCCUUUACACAUGCUGCUUGCUCCUGGGUUCCUCUGUGAUCCUAUGCCUCAUCUUCUCUGCAUAACAAGGCACUUGCCUCCUACAAGAUCUGUUUUAUAAAUUCUUCCUCUUCGGGGAAGCCUAUCUGGGUUUCGCCCUCUGUUGGUUCUGGUUAGAUGAUUAUCAGUGUGUGAAGUCAGUAUCUGUUUACAGGUAUCCCUUCUGCAGCUUGAGCUUCUCCAAGCAGGGAUGUGUUUUAUUCCACGCUGUGUCCCUCACGCAGUGCCUGGGACACAGGAGGUACACAGUAAGUGCUUGUUAAAGAGAUGAUUUAUGGCCAGGUGUGGUGGCUUAACCCUGUAAGCCCAGCACUCUGGGCGGGUGGAUCACCUGAGGUCAGGAGUUCGAGACCAGCCUGACUAACAUGGUGAAACCCCGUCUGUACUAAAAAUGCAAAAAUUAGCCAGGCAUGAUGGUGCACACCUGUAAUCCCAGCUACUCAGGAGGCUGAGGCAGGAGAAUCACUUGAACCCGGGAGGCAGAGGUUAUGGUGAGCCAAGAUUGUGCCAUUACACUCCAGCCUGGACAACAAGAGUGAAACUCUGUCUCGAAAAAAAAAAAAAAAAUAGAUGAUUUAUGGAUGAAGAGCUCAACCUUCUCCUAGGACUGUGAUUAGAAGUGGGUCAGGGGGCUGGGCGCAGUGGCUCAUGCCUGUAAUCCCAGCAAUUUGGGAGGCCAAGGCGGGUGGAUCAUCUGAGGUUGGGAGUUUGAGACCAGCCUAAAAAUACAAAAUUAAGGCUAGGCGCGGUGGCUCAAGCCUGUAAUCCCAGCACUUUGGGAAGCCGAGGCGGGCGGAUCACGAGAUCAGGAGAUCAAGACCAUUCUGGCCAACAUGGUGAAACCCUGUCUCUACUAAAAAUACAAAAAUUAGCUGGGCCUGGUGGCGCAUGCCUGUAGUCCCAGCUACUCGGGAGGCUGAGGGAGGAGAAUUGCUUGAACCCGGGAGGCGGAGCUUGCAGUGAGCCGAGAUUGUGCCACUGCACUCCAGCCUGCCGACAGAGCAAGACUCCGUCUCAAAAAAAAAAAAAAAAAAUUGCAACAUUAGCCGGGCGUGGUGGUGCAUGCCUGUAAUCCCAGCUACUCUAGAGGCUGAGGCAGAAGAAUCACUUGAACCCGGGAGGCGGAGGUUGUGGUGAGCUGAGAUUGCGCCAUUGCACUCCAGCCUGGGUAACAAGAGCAAAACUCCAUCUCAAAAAAAAAAAAAAAAAAAAAAAAAAAAAAAAAUUGGGAGGCCGAGGCGGGCGGAUCACCUGAGGUCAGGAAUUCGAGACCAGCCUGACCAACAUGGAGAAACCCCAUCUCUACUACAAAAAAAAAAAAAAAAGAAGUGGGUCAGGGGACUUGUUCUCAUUUCUAGAGUAAGGAACAGAAGGAGUCCAGGGGCAAGGGAUAUUUGCUGAGCUGAUCAGAAAAGAGUCCUAAUUAAAGAGGUAGGUGCCUUAGCUGUUGACUCUAAGAUAGAGUAAUAUAUUGUCUGUCAGCUGUAUAAAUUGCCUUUUGAAUGUGGUUUCAACAUUAUUAUUACUAUUAUUAGAGGCAAGGUCUUGCUAUGUUGCCCAGCCAGGCUGGUCUUGAACUCCUGGGCUCAAGCAAUCUGCUCAUCUCAGCCUCCCAAAGAACUGGGAUUACAGGCAUGAGCCGCUGUGUCCGACUUGUUUUAAAUUACUUUCUUGUCAAAAGGUACAUAAGACCAGGCUUGGGGCUCCCAUCUAUAAUCCCAGCAAUUUGGGAGGCAGAGGCAGGUGGAUCACUUGACGCCAGGAGUUGGAGACCAGCCUGGCCAACAUGGCAAAACGCGAUCUCUACUAAAAGUGCUAAAAUUAGCUGGGCAUGGCGGCCGGCGCCUGUAAUCCCAGCUACCUGGGAGGCUGAGGCACGAGAAUUGCUUGAACCUGGGAGGUAGAGGUUGCAGUCAGCGGAGAUCACGCCACUGCAUUUCAGCCUGGGCGAUAGAGCGAGACUCUGUCUCAAAUAAAAAAAAAAGGCACUUAAAUCUCUUAAAACUUUUCUGCACCUGUUCUCUCAUGUCUCUUCCUAUCAGUGAGAUGUAGUGGUGCUAAUAAGUGAACAGAUCUGAGUUUAAAUUCUGAUUAGUUGAUAGGGCACACUGGCUCACGCCUGUAAUCCCAGCAGUUUGGGAGGCUGAGGCUGGCAGAUCACCUGAGGCCAGGAGUUCGAGACCAGCCUGGCCAACAUGGUGAAACCCCAUCUCUACUAAAAAUAGAAAAAUUAGCUGGGCAUGGUGGCACGCACCUGUAAUCCCAGCUACUUGGGAGGUGGAGGCUAGAGGAUCACUUGAACUUGGGAGGCGGAGGUUGCAGUGAACCGAGGUUGCACCACUGCACUCCAGCCUGGGCAGCAGAGCUGGAGUGCAAUAAAUAAAUAAAUAAAUAAAUAAAUAAAUUCUGAUUAGUUGUGCGAUACUAGCUGUGUGACAUUGGACAUGAUAUUUAACCUCUCUGAGCUUGGUUUCUUUCAACUACAAAGUGUAGAUAAAGAAAUAUAUACUUCUUUCAUCUGUUGCAUGAGAUAAUUUUAAAAAAGAAAGAAAUAUUUACUUCUUGGCUGGGCACAGUGGCUCAUACUUGUAGUCCCAGAACUUUGGGAGGCUGAGGCAGGAGAUCACUUGAGCCCAGGAGUUCAAGACCAGCCUGGACAACGUGGUGAGACCCUGCCAUCUCUAUAAAAAAUACCAAAAAAAUAGCGAGACAUGGUGGCACAGGCCUGUAGUCCUAGCUACACAGAAGGCUGAGAUGGGAGGAUGACUUGAGCCCAAGAGGUCGAGGCUUCAGCGAGCCAUGUUUGCACCACUGCACUCCAUCCUGGGUGACCUUGUCUCAAAAAAAAAAAAAAGAAAAAAGAAAUACAUACUUCUUUCAGGAUUAUCGUGAUGUUAAAUAAAGUGCUUACGGUAUGGAAAAGUACCAAGUAUUGGGCCAGGCCUACAGUAGCUCCUCAAAAAUGCCAGGUCCUUCUGUCUUCCAGUCACCACGACCUUUUAUACUUUUGUUCUUUUGCAGUUCCCAGUCCUUAAGGUCAGUGGUGGAGCCGAAUUUGCUUCGUACUGUAUGACUUUCUUGGAAAGGGCCCUUUAUUGAGUCCCUUAUGAAUAGGUCUCUGGCCUUUCUGCAAUGCUGGGGAAUAGUUGGGCAGAAUUUACAUGUAAAUAAUGCCAGGAAAAAACAAAACAAAACAAAAAGGCCCUAAAGAAUCCUAGAAAGACAGAGCUGGGCAAACCCUGAGGGUUCCUUUAAUGCCAGGACAAAAUUUAACUGGCUUGUAAUGAAAGGAAAAGAUAAAGAUAUAUAGUGAUUUUUGAAUGACAGUUUUAAAAACUUUUUUUCAAGUAUUUCUUUUAUGAAAGCUUCGCUAUCUGUGAAAUCUUCACUUUUGGGAACCACUAAUCUAAUCUUAUCUCACUUUACAGAUAAGGGCAUGUAAAACACUUGUGUGUUAUGUAAUAUUAAUGGUAUAUGAGGUGUCUUCACAAAGGCUAAGUAUUUAACUGUAAGUUCCUGGAGGGAUGUGGUUGUGUCUCCUAUUUUUUACACCCCAUAAUCACAGUUUAUGGCAUCAUGCCUGGCAUGUGAGGCACCCAAUAAUUAUCUAGCUGAGUGUGGUAGACACACCUAUAAUCCCAGCACUUUGGGAGCCAAGACGGGAGGAUUCCUUGAGCCUAGGAGUUCAAGACCAGCCUAGGCAACAAUGAUACUUCGUCUCUACUAACAGUAAAAUAACUUAAGCCGGGUGUGGUGGUACACGCCUGUAGUCCCAGCUACUCAGGUGGCUGAGGCAGAGGAUUGCUUGAGCCUGGGAGGUCAAGGCUGCUGUGAGCCGUGAUCAUACCCACUGCACUCCAGCUUGGGUAACAGAGUGAAACUCUGUCUCAAAAAAAAAAAAAAAAAAAAUCUAUUGAAUGAAUAAAUGAAAUAGCCUGGCACUCUAGAACCUUAGAUUGUAGUGAUAUUUAUUCUUACGGAUAGAGCUAGUAAACUCUGCAAGGGAGCCUCUGCCCUUUAUUGCCCAGUAGAACAGAUUCUCUGGGUGAAUGAGCCCAAAGAUCAAACAGAUCAAGCAUUUGCAAGAAAAGAUAAUCCAAUAACCUGAAUCAUAGCAGGAACCACGAGGUACUUCACUUACAUGAUCUUAUUUAAUCUUCAUGGUAAUCUUGCCAGGAGGGUAAUCAUUUGAAGCAAGAACAGGUUUAAGAUUUCUUAAAAGACACAGAUAUAAGUCUUUAAUACAGAUUGGGAAGAGGAUUACUUUUCCUGUCUCGGGCUCUUCUUCAGGAUAAAGGAUAAAGAUUUUGAGAUCGUUUAAAAGCUUUUAUAUAAAUGCUCAUUCAUUGAGUUCAAAUACUUUUAAAAUGUCCUGGCAGUUGAAAGUUAAAUAAGAAGCAAAAAAUUAUUCUUCUGCCUAGAAUUUUUAAGGUUAUCUUCUUUAGGUAGGAUUUUAUUGUUUGCUAUGAUGUGCUGCUUUUCUUGAAAUACUACAAACCAGUGUUUUCAGCUGGGUGCGGUGGGUCACACCUGUAAUCUCAGCACUUUGGGAGGCUAAGGCAAGCGGAUCACUUGAGGUCAGGAGUUCAAGACCAGCCUGGCUGACAUGGUGAAACCCCAUCUCUACUAAAAAUAUAAAAAUUAGCUGGGCAUGGUGGCAUGUGCCUGUAAUCCCAGGUACUUAGGAGGCUAAGGCAAGAGAAAUCACUUCAAGCCGGGAGGUGGAGGUUGCGGUGAGCCAAGAUCACGCCACUGUACUCCAACCUGAGCAACAGAGUGAGACUCUGUCUCAAAAAACAAAACAAAACAAAAAACAAAACAAAAAAAACAAGUGUUUUCAAAAUGCAGGUACCAAGCCAGUAAGGUCAGGAAAUGCAUUUAGUGCAUUGAAAAAAAAAAAAGACAAAAGAAAAUAGCAUAUUAAAUGUCUGCCGAGGCUGGGCACAGUGACUCACACCUGUAAUCCCAGCACUUUGGGAGGCCGAGGCGGGCGGAUCACCUGAGGUCAGGAGUUCAAGACCAGCCUGGCCAACAUGGUGAAACCCCGUCUCUACUAAAAAUACAAAAAUUAGCCGGGUGUGGCGGCACGCGCCUGUUGUCCCAGCUACUCGGGAGGCUGAGGCAGGAGAAUCACUUGAACCUGGGAGGCAGAGGUUGCAGUGAGCCAAGAUCACGCCACUGUACUCCAGCCUGGGCGACAGAGCAAGACUUUGUCUCCAAAAAAAAACCAAAAAUGUCUGUCGGGCACAGUGGCCCACACCUGUAAUCCCAGCACUUUGGGAGGCAGAGGUGGGUGGGAGGAUUGCUUGAGCCUAGGAGUUCAAGACCAGCCUAGGCAACAUGGCGUAACUUCGUCUCCACAAAAAUAAAAAAAAUUAGCCAGGUGUGGUGGCACGUGCCGGUAGUCCCAGCUACUCCAGAGGCUGAAGCUGGAGGAUCAUCUGAGCCUGGGAAGUUGAGGCUGCAGUGAGCCAUGAUUACACCUGGGCAGCAGAGUGAGACACUGUCUUAAAAAAAAAAGAGUUUUGUGUUGCAUAUAUAGAUUUAUAUUAUGUAACUAUAUUCUAUAUAUACACAUACACAACUUGAGAGAUAGGAUGUAUUUCUUUUUAUAGGUUAUGGGUUUUUUUUGUUUUGUUUUUUUUGUUUGUUUUUUUUUGAGACAGAGUCUUGCUUUGUCACCCAGGCUGGAAUGCAGUGGUGCGAUCCCAGCUCACUGCAAGCUCUGCCUCCCAGGUUCAUGCCAUUCUCCUGCCUCAGCCUCCCGAGUAGCUGGGACUACAGGCAUGUGCCACCACACCUGGCUAAGUUUUUGUAUUUUUAGUAGAGACGGGAUUUUACCAUAUUAGCCAGGAUGAUCUUGAUCUGACCUCGUGAUCCGCCCGCCUCAGCCUCCCAAAGUGCUGGGAUUACAGGCAUGAGCCACUGCACCCAGCCUAGGUUAUGUUUUAAAAAUGUUAGAAAAACAGUUUUGUGAAUAAAUGAUGCCUUAAGGGCACUUUAUGGGGCUCAAAAGUGUUUGUUGAAUUAGAUAAAGAGCUGUCUUUGUGUCAUUACAAUGCUGUAGCAAUAAGGAACUAUGCAUGCUGAGCCAACUCCUGUAAAAUGUCUUGUCAAGUGAGAACCUAUUUGUGCUGCAGAGACUUUUCCCUUCUGUAGUUGGUAAUAAUAAUGAAAGUUUGCUUUUACAAAGUAACUAUUAAAAAGUUGCAUUAUUAUUGCUAAACAGUGAAAGAAGCCGAUUUGGAGGAGGGAACAAUGGCAGGAAACAUUUAGGAAUGUGAAUGUGUAACAGGGCUAUGUUGCAAGGGAUUUGUAGCUCUGACAAUUGGGAGUUCUCUCUGGGAGAGAUCCCAGUGGUCCAUGACAUGUAGUAAUUUGAAAUUUGUUGAGGUGCAAAUUCAAGUACAUCCUAGGAGGCUUGUAGGGAGGGAGACAGUCAUUGAGCUAGUGAGCAAGCCACGCCCCCUGCUCCAUGUAUGUGUUCAAACAUGGCAUGCUAUUUUUUUCUGUUCUUUGUCUUCACAGCAUAAUUCCCUUCAGGUAAUAGAAACUCUUCAUCUGAAGAAUGAUGAUGAAGUGAAAGGUGAAGCUUGAGUGAAACGUGUGAUGCAAACAUAAGCCAAGGAAGAUAUAGGCUCUUGAUAAAGGUGUGAUUUCCCCAGAAAGCCAGAGCCACUACGGGACUUCAUGUAUCGUACAAGUGGACGAUUCCUGGUGCUCUCUUGUUGGUAGCUCUACAGGCUGUCAGGGAUCAAGGCUGCUUUUUUUUUAAGAACCUGUAGGGGCGAGAACCGAAGUUUGGAGGUAGACGAGCAGGCGAGCGGUUUGCCCGGGCGCAGAGCAUGAAGGCCGGGCGGGCGCGGGGAGCGGGCGCCCGCCGCCCGGCGCGGGGGUGAGCGAGAGAGAGAGCGGAGCGCGUGUGGCCGGCGCCGCUCGGCCGGGAGCUCCCGCGCUCGCGCCCCGCGCCCCGCGCCCGCCGCCGCCGCCGCCGCCGCCGCCCCUGUUGCGAUGGCGCAGAAACCCCGUUGACAAGGCACUGCUUUUUCAUGACGCAAAACGUCAUAUUAUUUCACAAAAAGCCCAGCGAUUUCACCUGAAGAAGCUUGGGAACUCCUGCCAAAAAUUGUAGCACUUCUCACAUUGCAAUGUUGUCAUGGAUGAUGAUGAUGACUCGUGUCUCCUUGAUCUUAUUGGAGACCCACAAGCAUUGAACUAUUUUCUACAUGGACCUAGUAAUAAAUCUAGCAAUGAUGACUUAACUAAUGCAGGAUAUUCUGCAGCCAAUUCAAAUUCAAUUUUCGCCAACUCUAGUAAUGCUGAUCCUAAGUCGUCCCUCAAAGGUGUAAGCAACCAGCUUGGAGAAGGGCCCAGUGAUGGACUGCCACUUUCAAGUAGCCUCCAGUUUCUUGAAGAUGAACUCGAGUCUUCUCCUCUUCCUGAUCUCACUGAGGACCAACCUUUUGACAUUCUUCAGAAAUCCUUGCAAGAGGCCAAUAUCACUGAACAGACAUUGGCAGAAGAGGCAUAUCUGGAUGCCAGUAUAGGUUCAAGCCAACAGUUUGCACAAGCUCAGCUUCAUCCUUCUUCAUCAGCUUCCUUUACUCAGGCUUCUAAUGUUUCUAAUUACUCAGGUCAGACGCUGCAGCCUAUAGGGGUGACGCAUGUGCCUGUUGGAGCAUCGUUCGCAAGCAAUACAGUGGGUGUACAACAUGGCUUUAUGCAACAUGUGGGGAUCAGUGUUCCCAGCCAGCAUUUGUCUAAUAGCAGUCAGAUUAGUGGUUCUGGUCAAAUACAAUUAAUUGGAUCAUUUGGUAAUCAUCCUUCCAUGAUGACUAUUAAUAACCUAGAUGGAUCUCAAAUCAUAUUAAAGGGCAGCGGGCAGCAAGCCCCAUCAAAUGUGAGUGGAGGGCUCCUGGUUCAUAGACAGACUCCUAAUGGCAACUCCUUGUUUGGGAACUCCAGUUCCAGUCCAGUAGCACAGCCUGUUACUGUUCCAUUUAACAGCACAAAUUUUCAAACAUCUUUACCUGUGCAUAACAUCAUCAUACAAAGGGGUCUUGCACCAAAUUCAAAUAAAGUCCCAAUUAAUAUACAGCCAAAGCCUAUCCAGAUGGGUCAGCAAAAUACAUACAAUGUGAACAAUUUGGGAAUUCAGCAGCACCACGUACAACAAGGGAUCUCCUUUGCUUCUGCAAGCUCACCCCAGGGCUCAGUAGUUGGUCCACACAUGUCUGUGAACAUUGUAAACCAACAGAACACAAGAAAGCCAGUCACCUCACAGGCAGUGAGCAGCACUGGGGGCAGUAUUGUUAUUCAUUCCCCCAUGGGCCAACCUCACGCACCCCAAAGUCAGUUCCUCAUACCUACAAGCCUUUCUGUCAGUUCCAACUCGGUACACCAUGUCCAGACUAUAAAUGGGCAACUUCUUCAGACUCAACCCUCUCAGCUCAUUUCUGGCCAAGUGGCCUCAGAGCAUGUCAUGUUGAACAGAAACUCUUCCAACAUGCUCAGGACCAACCAACCAUAUUCUGGACAGAUGCUGAACAACCAGAAUACUGCCGUCCACUUAGUGUCUGGGCAGACAUUUGCUGCCUCUGGAAGUCCAGUGAUAGCCAAUCAUGCCUCUCCUCAGCUUGUGGGUGGACAGAUGCCCUUGCAGCAGGCGUCCCCAACCGUAUUACACCUGUCACCUGGGCAGAGCAGCGUUUCCCAAGGAAGACCUGGCUUCACCACCAUGCCCUCGGUGACAAGCAUGUCAGGACCUAGUCGAUUCCCUGCUGUCAGCUCAGCCAGCACCGCCCAUCCUAGUCUUGGGUCUGCAGUUCAGUCUGGUUCAUCAGGAUCAAACUUUACAGGAGAUCAGCUGACCCAGCCGAACAGGACUCCAGUACCAGUCAGUGUGUCUCAUCGUCUUCCAGUUUCUUCUUCCAAGUCUACCAGCACCUUCAGUAACACACCUGGAGCAGGAACCCAGCAACAAUUCUUCUGCCAGGCUCAGAAAAAAUGUCUGAAUCAGACUUCCCCCAUUUCUGCUCCCAAGACCACAGACGGCCUGAGGCAAGCACAGAUCCCUGGGCUCUUGAGCACCACACUGCCAGGGCAGGAUUCUGGAAGCAAAGUUAUAUCCGCGUCCUUAGGAACCGCACAACCACAGCAGGAAAAAGUAGUUGGAUCAUCUCCUGGCCAUCCAGCUGUGCAGGUGGAUAGUCAUUCGGGAGGACAAAAAAGGCCUGCUGCAAAACAGCUAACUAAAGGAGCUUUCAUUCUCCAGCAGUUGCAGAGGGACCAAGCCCACACUGUGACACCGGACAAAAGUCACUUCCGAUCACUAAGUGAUGCGGUACAGAGACUGCUCUCCUAUCAUGUGUGCCAGGGCUCCAUGCCCACUGAAGAAGACUUGAGAAAAGUGGACAAUGAAUUUGAGACAGUUGCCACUCAGCUCCUAAAAAGGACCCAAGCUAUGCUUAACAAAUACAGAUGCCUGCUCCUAGAAGAUGCCAUGCGAAUCAAUCCCUCUGCUGAGAUGGUGAUGAUCGACAGGAUGUUCAACCAGGAGGAAAGAGCUUCCCUAUCCCGAGACAAGCGCCUGGCACUUGUAGACCCUGAGGGUUUUCAGGCUGAUUUCUGUUGUUCCUUCAAACUUGAUAAAGCUGCUCAUGAGACACAGUUUGGCCGGAGUGACCAGCAUGGCAGUAAAGCAAGCAGCUCUCCGCAUCCGCCGGCCAGGGCCCAAGGCAGAGACCGAGCCAAAACCGGUGUGACGGAACCCAUGAAUCAUGACCAGUUUCAUCUAGUGCCUAAUCACAUCGUGGUCUCUGCAGAAGGAAACAUUUCUAAAAAAACAGAAUGCCUUGGCAGAGCACUGAAAUUUGACAAAGUGGGCUUAGUGCAGUACCAGAGCACGUCUGAAGAGAAGGCCAGCCGGAGAGAGCCUCUGAAGGCCAGUGAGUGCUCUCCCGGCCCUGAGGGGCACCGGAAAACCUCAUCCAGAUCAGAUCAUGGUACUGAGAGCAAACUCUCAAGCAUCCUAGCAGAUUCGCACCUGGAGAUGACGUGUAACAAUUCCUUCCAGGACAAAAGUCUGAGGAAUUCUCCAAAGAAUGAAGUUUUACACACAGACAUCAUGAAAGGGUCAGGCGAGCCCCAGCCAGAUCUCCAGCUGACAAAGAGCUUGGAAACCACAUUUAAGAACAUCUUGGAACUCAAAAAGGUGGGACGGCAGCCCCAGAGUGACCCCACGGUUAGCGGCUCUGUUGAGUUAGAUUUCCCCAACUUUUCUCCUAUGGCUUCACAGGAAAACUGCCUGGAAAAGUUCAUCCCGGACCACAGUGAAGGUGUUGUAGAAACUGACUCCAUUUUAGAAGCAGCUGUAAAUAGUAUCCUAGAGUGUUAAUAGCAGCAGUCCUCCCCCUAUCCCACCCUGAGACCCCACCCUGAGACUCCGCCCCAGACCAGUUACAUUCGUCCCUGGCAAAAGCAAAUGGAAAUGGUCUCCUGUCUCCAGCCUGCUUGAUCUUUCAUCACAGGUUAUUCUUUCUAAUCUCAAUCCUGUUCUUUGUUUAAGAGCAAUACUUGUCGUGAUUACAGGGAGAUCCUUUAGUAAAAUUAAUCCUUGGUAGAAAGCAGUCUCAUAGGCCCCACUCAUUUCAAGUGUUAUGAAAGUGCUUAUAGUCAUUUUGUUUAUUUGUUUUGUUUUUUAAAAACGCUGUAACUCAAUGAGACCACAGUAUACUUGGCCCUUGGUAAAAUUGUGACAAUCCUAAGUCAUUUGAAAAGAACAGACUUACUAAAAUCAAACAAGACAGAUAGAAGCUACUUUUUAAAGAAUAUCCCACUGCAUCUCCAAAUUUAGUUUUGGGUUUUUUUAUUAUUAUUAUUUUGAGGUUUUUUGUGUGUGUUUUGUUGUUGUUUUUGAGGGGAAGACCACAUGGUUCUUUCCCCUCAGCCAUCUUUGAGAGUAAAUUGCUGGCUGUGCUGCCAGGGACCUGCAGCCCUGGUGGAAAAGCCAGUAGCACAUACGCAGGACAUUGCAGGGCUUCCCUGUUGAUGUUUCAAGUGCUUUUCUGAUGCCUCCGGAGCAAAACCUCAUGCUUUUAGGCAUAUCUAUGUUGAAUUUCACCUAGGGAAUGUUCUGUUCUUAGUUACAGCAGCAAAAUUUGAAAUAAUUUCACCAGGCUAAAUAAAGGAAAAUGGAAACCAGUUAAGAGGCACAGUGUACAGAGGAGGCCGGGAUAGAGCCAUGAGGGUUAUAAUAUUAAUAUGUAUAUAUGUAAAAGCAUAUAUAUUGAGAAAAAACAAGUUUUGCAUUUUAUAAUUGGAUAUAGUCAACAUAUGAUGUAUGUUUUUGUUUGUUGCUGGAUUUUGUUUCAUUUAACCUCUCUUUGCACCCUCUCCCACAACAAAUACCAAGCAUCAAAAGCACUUUCAUUUGAAAAUUAUUAAGUUGUAAUUUUUCAGUUUAAACUUUAAGGAGACUCUGGCCUUGUUUAUGCUUGUUGUCUGAGAACAGUAGUGACCCCUGGCAGCAAUUCAUUACCAAAACACAGACAAACCAAAGGUAACCAGCUAGCCCACCACUGAAAGGAAAGAUCUGAGACAUGGGAUUCCCAUUUGACAGCCAAAGGCUAUGCCCUGUCACGGUUUCUGUUUGGCCUGUGUUCAUAUUAGUGAGCAUGGCUUAUUGCUUUAUUUAUUUUUAUUUCUUGUCAGGGAGUAUUCUCCGUUUUCCUUUCUCGUAUACCUGCCCCAGGUUAUCCCAUUUCUGUUGUUACCUUUAUUCUCCAUGUCAUUGUAACCAUCACUUAUCUCCUCUCCUUGGGAAAGCUACAUGAUAGUAUCUUUAUGCACUCUUCUCCCACACAUACACACGUGCAUGUAUCUGAGCUGCUCGGAUCCAGAGGUCAUUUUUGUUACAGUGUGUGCACACUCACUCUCCUUCUUAGUGUGCGUACUCUCUCGUUUAUUCUGUUUAUCUCCCUGGCUCUGGAGGUGCAGCCACUGGUCUUCACUUUAAUGUGUUGCCAGAAUCUGCUUCUGGCUGUCGCCAGCAUGGGGAUGACCCCCAUUGUCAUCAUGUUGGGCAUUUCCUUUCCAGAUUGGCCUGUGAUGGAAAGGAAGGCUUCUGAUUAGAAAACACAGCAACAGAAGACCUAUACCCCGGUGUCCCUGUGUCCCACUACACACAAAAAAAACCUGUGAGAUGGCCAAUCUUCAUAAUAGCAACGUACCUUCACCCCAACCACAUGCCCCAGCCAAUACAAAUUGGAAAAUCUGGGCCAUUUUAGGGUUACCAUUUUUUCCUUAUUUGUGCCAAUGUCCAAGUUGCAGAUUUCCCCUUUUUCCUGUAUUGUAACAUAUUAGAUAAGUUGGUGUUGCCAGUUGGUACUUUCUGUUUGGGUAGCCCUAGGGUAACGCCGUGCCCUGAACUCCAUGAUUUCAUAGGCUUUUCUUCCCUUGGGGCUCAUGCUCCCCUAAUUCCUAGCAAGAUGAUCCUUCCUAAUCAAAUUCUUCUCAUUGCGGAACUUUAUCCCUGGAAGCCUUCAUAUGGGCUGCUAGUGAGUUACAUUAAUUACUGCAAAUCAGUGGAAUUCUCAAGAGACAAGAUAAGCUUCAUGUACAUUUGUCACCUCUCUUUCUUCCCUAUCCUGCCCUGCUGUCCCAAUCCUAGCUUUUCUAUAUACCAUCUUAAAGGGUUUUUAAGCCCUAACACUUGUCUAGCAAAUGGAGAGCCUAAUUUACCAAAAUGAAACUUGUAAAUUUUUGUGUCAUUGUAUGUAAGUUUACUUUUUAUGGAGGAAAGAUUCUAGAUAAUGACAAAUGAAGAUUGUGACAUGUAUUCUACUCCUGUGAUUAGGUUCUGCGCACAUGGGUCAUAACUCGCAUGUCGAGCCCCCUCUGGUGAAGGGUAGGAGAGCUCAGCCUCGGAUGGCCAGCAUUCAGUUGUUCAGGUUCAUUAGUCAAAGUUAAGUUUUAGAACUGUUUGUACUCAGUAACAAAAAUCAUUUUCUUUCUUUUUUUUUUUCUGUUGUUGUGGAAAAGUGUGAAUUUGUUAUUAAGCAUUUGAUUUUCUGUGUCCUUAAGUACUUCCUAAAGAUGAAGCAAAAUUUUAAUCUGGCAAUUAUGAAAAAGAAAUAUUUUAGCUCUGAAGGAUUUAGUAGAUUCUGUUAGAUUAGGGAGGCCUUACAGACUGACUUUACUUAAAGAGGACGCGUCACUCGCUGUCAGUGUGGUGUGGGCUUUAUUUGCUUAAAUACCUUCAUUUGUAUAGUAUGUCUCAUUUGAAAUUGCUUUGUAUACAUUUUGUAAAAAUAUUUAUAAAAUGUUUUGUAAAAAAAAAAAACUAUAACAAAUUGCAGUUUAUUUUGUUAUGUUGGAUAAAUACUGUUAAAAGAAACCAGUCAGUAACUAUAUUGUUAAUCCAUGGUUAGGAAAUGUUUAGUUGGAGAUUACAAAUUGAAACAACCAUUGCAAUACAGCCAAAGAUUUGGGAAAA
This is a messenger RNA of Symphalangus syndactylus (siamang), 18325 nucleotides long. It is a transcript of the gene BICRAL, whose product is annotated as BICRA like chromatin remodeling complex associated protein. The record is from RefSeq and is a predicted model, not a curated record. NCBI's taxonomy places the organism in Eukaryota, Metazoa, Chordata, Mammalia, Primates, Hylobatidae. Gene Ontology annotation, biological process: positive regulation of DNA-templated transcription. Gene Ontology annotation, cellular component: SWI/SNF complex.